Tarenaya hassleriana is the source of this 4215-nucleotide messenger RNA. RefSeq lists its product as uncharacterized. Gene Ontology annotation, molecular function: ubiquitin protein ligase activity; zinc ion binding. Gene Ontology annotation, biological process: ubiquitin-dependent protein catabolic process; protein ubiquitination. Bases 214 to 4053 code for a protein of 1279 amino acids. Lineage: Eukaryota; Viridiplantae; Streptophyta; Magnoliopsida; Brassicales; Cleomaceae. Gene Ontology annotation, cellular component: nucleus. The record is from RefSeq and is a predicted model, not a curated record. The transcript has 13 exons.
AGCUACAGCGUCUCCAUCACUUCUCGAAUUCAAUAUAAUAAAACCCUAAUUCCCAAAUUAAAAAAUCCCUAAAUCUCAUCAUCAGAGAGAGAGAGCUUGACGUGACGAUGAUCGAAUUCGAGCCCUUAAAAGACCAUCUCUGCUCGUCAACGCGUUUCCUUCCUCUUCCUUCUCCUCCUCCUCUCCCGUUGUUCAUGGUGGCCGUUGCGGUGGAUGGGAGGCGGAGAUUGUCGUGCUCUUCCGCCGGACAAGGAUGAGAGACUCCCGGGAUAUGCUUCGUCGGCGUCGGCGGUGGGGGUCGCCGCCGGGAACAAUGCUCGGCUAUCGGAAGCUCCAGUGCUUUUGUUUGUUUACUUCCACAAGGCUUUCCGAGCCCAGCUGGCGGAGCUCCGGCGACUUGCUGUUGACGCGGCGGAGAAGGGUACCGGUGGCCGGGAUCUGGCGGCGGAGCUCCGUGGGAGGUUUGAGUUUUUGAAGCUUGUGUAUAAGUAUCACUGUGCAGCUGAAGAUGAGGUUGUCUUCUUGGUGCUUGACAUUCAUGUAAAAAAUGUUGUUAAUAAUUAUUCGCUUGAGCAUGCUGGUAUAGAUGAUCUCUUCAGCUCAAUUUUUCAUUGGUUGGACGUUCUCGAAGAGGAAAGAGAAGACAUCGGCUCCGUACUUCGUGAAGUUUUACUGUGCAUCGGUACAUUACAAUCAUCCAUAUGCCAGCAUAUGCUUAAAGAAGAGCGGCAGGUCUUUCCUUUGUUGAUUGAGAAGUUCUCUUUUCGAGAACAAGCAUCACUUGUGUGGCAAUUUAUUUGUAGUGUUCCUGUGAUGGUUCUGGUAGACUUUUUGCCGUGGAUGAUGUCUUUCCUCACUGUCGAGGAGAAAAUUGAAGUAAAAAAUUGCAUAAAAGAAGUUGCUCCAAAUGAAGAAUCUUUGCAGCAGGUUAUAAGCUCUUGGCUGCUUGACAAUAGCCAGUCUUCCUUUGGAACUCUUACAAAUAUCAUGAAAGGGUUCCAAUUUAUAAAUAGAUCUGAAAAUAUGAAGAACUCAUUUCAGACGCUUCCAUCCAGUGGGUUUUUUCAACGGUUUUGGCAGUGGAGUAAAACGUCCUUCUUUAGUUCAACUACUGGACACAAUCCGAUCCACGGUCUUCAGCUUCUGUGUAAUGCAAUUAAGAAAGAUUUGAUUAAUAUCCGAGAAGAAUUAUGCCAAAUAAAAAUUCCGAGUGCUUCUUUGCACCUACUGGUGGUUCGGUUAAACUUCCUUUCUGAUGUCCUUAUCUUUUAUAGCAAUGCAUUAAAGAAGUUCUUUUACCCCGUGUUAAAAGAAAUUGGAGUAGAUCGCCCCUCUUCUGCAAAAUAUAUCCGCACAGAAAGCUGUAUCAAUAAUGUACAGAGAUUAUUGUACCAGAAUGCUGAAAAUAAAAUGGGGACGGACAGCUUUUUGAUGAAGCUUCGAGAGGGACUGGAGUCUCUCAUAAUGGAAAUUUCUGAACAAUUUACUGUACAAGAAACAGAGGUAUUCCCUAUCAUCAGCAAGAAUUGCAACCAGGAAUUACAAAGACGGCUCUUAUAUGCAAGUCUUCAUGUCUUGCCUCUCGGCUUGCUAAAGUGUGUCAUAAUCUGGUUUCCUGCUCAUCUGUCAGACGAUGAGUCCCAAUCCAUUAUUCAUUGCUUAAGCGGGGAAGAUUUUUAUCCCAGUGAAUCAUUUGCACGGCUCUUGUUGCAGUGGUUUCGAAUCGGUUAUUCAGGAAAAAUUUCAGUUGAAAAUUUUUGGAAAGAGCUGACCAAAAUGUUCAAAAUGAGAUGCUCUGUUUGCAUGGAGCACACUGGAAAUGCCUCUUUAUCUUUUUCGCAGCAAGCAGAACCACAAGUAUUCAAGCUGCAUUUUGAUCCAGAGAAGGAAAACAAGUGUUUGUCCCAUUUCCUGUCAAUUGAUCCAUCAGCUGGUAUUGUUUGUGAGACACCUUACUCUAGUGGAAUGAAUCAGAUAAUGCUUUUAUCCGGAAAAUCGAGACCUCUCCAUCGGCUUCCUGAUUUUUUUGGUGAGCAGAAUAUGGAUGACCCCUUUAUUAUUGACCUAAAACCCAUGGAUAUACUUUUCUUCUUCCACAAGGCAAUGAAGAAAGAUUUGGACUACCUUGUUUGUGGUUCAGCUCGAUUGGUAGCAGAUUGUCGCUUCCUUGGGGAGUUUCAUCAGCGAUUCCAUCUCAUAAAGUUUCUGUAUCAGAUACACUCGGAUGCUGAGGAUGAGGUUGCAUUUCCAGCUCUAGAGGCAAAGGGACAACUCAAAAACAUUAGCCAAUCAUACAGCAUUGAUCACGAGCUUGAGUUGGAGCACUUCAACAAAGUAUCAUUCAUUUUGAAUGAGAUGUCUGCAUUAAAUAUCUCAGUUUCUACUUCCAAUUCAAGUAUACCCGAGGACAGACAAGUGAUGUAUGAGCAGUUAUGCCUGAGUCUCCAAGACACGUGCAAAUCCAUGCACAAGGUAUUGUUUGAGCAUGUUGAACGCGAAGAAACUGAGCUUUGGUGUUUAUUCAGAGAAUGCUUCUCUAUUGAAGAACAGGAAAAAAUCAUAGCGCGCAUGCUUGGAAGAAUAAGUGGAGAAAUAUUGAAGGAUAUGGUUCCCUGGUUGAUGGAAUCUUUGACUCCUGAAGAACAGCAUGCCAUGAUGUGUUUGUGGCGCCAAGCAACGAGGAAAACAAUGUUUGCGCAGUGGCUAGCAGAAUGGUACAGUGGCCAUGGUAUGCAAGAGGAGACAGGGGAAGCAAAUAAUGAUCCAUCCGGUAAUUCUGACCCACUGGAGAUUGUCCGGAAGUAUCUCAUAGAAGGAGCUGCUGAUGAGAAAAGAGGGAGCACUUGCAGCGACCUUGUUGAAUUUUCCAAGACGGAUUUGAUGGAUACCAUGAACGAGCCUUUAGGAAAGGACAUUGUCAGUGACAAGGUAGUUUUUCAAAACAAAGAGGAAAAUCAUCAUAGGGUUCCAGAAAAUAAGAAGAUAUAUAAGGGAGGUGACAAAAAGAGGCACAAGGAACAAGAUGACUACAAUCGCCAGAUCGGAAAUCCAGCUCAAAUGUUUCAUCUGUCUCAGAAAUCUAGGCAAUCUGGGCAACCCACACAGUAUGAGCACCUCUUAACAAUGACUCAGGAGGAUCUGGAAGCUGCAAUUAGAAGAAUAUCUCGUGACUCUUCUCUAGAUCCUCAGAAGAAAUCUUAUAUCAUGCAAAACCUGCUUAUGAGCCGUUGGAUUGUCACAAAGCGGAUACUUAAUUUGGAAAUGUCCGUAUAUUCAAACAAUGGGGAGGCUAUUCCAGGUCAGGAGCCAUCUUACCGGGAUACUCUCAAAUUGGUCUUUGGUUGCAAACAUUACAAGAGGAAUUGCAAGCUUCUUACCCCUUGUUGCAACCAACUCUUCACAUGUAUACGUUGCCAUGAUGAAGUGGCUGAUCACUCUGUGGAUAGGAAACAGAUCUCAAAGAUGCUUUGCAUGAAGUGCCUGGUAAUUCAGCCAAUUGGUCCCAAUUGCUCAAACCCUUCGUGUAAUUAUUUGUCCAUGGGAAAGUAUUACUGCAAAAUCUGCAAAUUAUUUGAUGAUGAAAGGGAAAUCUAUCACUGUCCCUACUGCAAUCUCUGCCGUGUAGGGAAGGGAUUGGGCAAUGACUACUUCCAUUGCAUGAAAUGCAAUGCCUGCAUGUCACUGUCCUUGGUAGAUCAUGUAUGUCGGGAGAAGUGCUUAGAAGAUAAUUGCCCGAUCUGCCAUGAGUACAUCUUCACUUCCAGCUCUCCGGUGAAGGCCCUUCCAUGUGGUCACUUAAUGCACUCAUCAUGCUUUCAGGAGUACACAUGUUCUCAUUACACAUGCCCCAUUUGCAGCAAGUCGCUUGGGGACAUGCAGGUCUAUUUUAGGAUGUUAGAUGCAUUGCUUGCAGAAGAAAAGAUGCCUGAUGAAUAUAUCAACCAAACCCAGGUGAUAUUGUGUAACGACUGUGAGAGGAAAGGAAAGGCUUCUUACCAUUGGCUUUAUCAUAAAUGCCCAUAUUGUCGCUCUUACAACACUAGGCUUCUUUAAACGCCUAUACCAAAUUUUUCCUUUCCCCCAUUUCACCCUUUGUUGUACAAUACUAUGUCUGCGUUUUUUUCUCAACCUCGUAUGUCUGGUUAGUUGUACAAAAAGGAUGAGUUAAUAAAGUUCCUUUUUUUCGGUAAAAAGGACAACUAUCAUUCCCUUGCA